UAUGGGAAGAGGAAUAUGAAGCCGCCUCGAAGAUGCGGCGGCGACGCCAAGAGCAAAACGUCGUGAAGUUGCUGGUUUCCUAUAUAACGACUAGGUCCUUUUGAGGAUGGGGACAGGACGAGCACGAGAGCGGCAAAGAAGAGGAUCAGUCCUGCCUUUGAACCGGAACCUCCUCGCAUCUUGACUCACCCCUCACCAACUUGUCAACAUGCAGCUCACCAACCUCGCCUUCUGGGCGAUGACGGCGGUGCAGACCGUCCAGGCGCACUACCGCUUCAGCAAGCUGAUGGUUAAUGACCACCUGACCGGCGACUGGGAGUACAUCCGCGAGAACAGCAACGGCAUCAUGCCGACCAAGCAGUUCAUCCAGCCUAGCGACGAUUUCCGCUGCAACUCGGGCUCGUUCGCCAACGCGGGCCGCACGGGUGUCUACAAGGUCAACCCCGGCGACAAGAUCGGCUUCCAGCUGUGGUACUACGCAACCAUGCAGCACCCGGGCCCGCUCACGAUCCACAUGUCCAAGGCCCCCGGCGACGUGCGCGACUACCAGGGCGACGGCGACUGGUUCAAGGUGCACCAGAUGAUCAUCUGCAAGCCACCAUCGAACGGCUACCUGAACGACCAGGACUGGUGCACGUGGGACCUGGACACCGUCAGCUUCACGCUGCCGGCCGACACGCCCCCCGGCCAGUACCUGGUGCGCGUCGAGCACAUCGCCCUGCACGGCGCCUCGGACGGCCACACCGAGUUCUACUACGAGUGCGCCCAGAUCGAGGUCGGCGGCAACGGCAACGGCCAGCCGGGCCCCAUGGUCAAGAUCCCUGGUCUGUACGACUCCGAAGACCCCGCUCUGCGCUUUUUUAUCUAUGGCGUGCCGGAGUACCCGUACACCAACAUCGGCCAGCAUUCCGUCUGGACCGGCGGGCAGGCCAGCGGCGGCGGAAACUCGGGCGGUGGCGGAAACACUGGCGGCGGCGGCGGCGGCGGCGGUGGACGGGCGCCUCUCUAUGGACAGUGCGGAGGCAAAGACUGGACGGGGCCGACGUCGUGUUCGGAGGGUACUUGCAAGGCUACCAAUGAGUGGUAUUCGCAGUGUGUCAACUGAGCGGAAUAUGUAUGACGUGGAAGUCACUUGAGGCAGGGUGGUAAUGAGAACAGUGUUUGUGCCCUUCAAGACCCCGAGUAACACUUUGCCUGGUAUUGUUGUUUCAGCGGCCAUACACCUUUGCCCCGAGGAAGAGUCACUUGCCUUUCCCAAUCUUCAAGCCGCCCUGCCAGUAGUUGAACAACAUAAUCUCUCGCCUCUGGUUCCACUCUUGAACUCAACGUCCGUUGUUCGGCGGCCUCACAUGGUUCCGAUAUCAAAAUAUUAUUCCGUUGAGAUAGACCU
This is a messenger RNA of Chaetomium fimeti, 1390 nucleotides long. Its product is annotated as glycosyl hydrolase family 61-domain-containing protein. Gene Ontology annotation, biological process: carbohydrate metabolic process. The transcript has 2 exons. Gene Ontology annotation, molecular function: cellulose binding. Gene Ontology annotation, cellular component: extracellular region. The record is from RefSeq and is a predicted model, not a curated record. The coding region runs from base 209 to 1105 and encodes 298 amino acids. Lineage: Eukaryota; Fungi; Ascomycota; Sordariomycetes; Sordariales; Chaetomiaceae.